AUAUCUCUCUCUUCCUCUACCUUGGAAAUAGACAGAUUCAAUGCCGACCACCUCGCGAUUCUCCUAGGGCUAAGAGGGGAAUUAUAUUGCAUAGAUGCUGCAGCUGUGAUUAGAAGGGAGGUUUGAAGGCUGAACAGUUUCUGAAACAAAAUGGAAGAUUGCCAGGCCUUCAGCACUACUACUGGAUUAAAGCGAGUCCCUCUGACUCCUCUUAGGGUUUUUAGGGGUGUAAUAUGUUUAGUGAUUCUUCUCUCCACUGCAUUUACAUUCUUAGUGUAUUUUGGACCUCUGGCUGCUGUAAUGUUGCGCCUUUUAAGCAUACAUCAUAGCAGAAAAGUAGUAUACUUUCUGUUUGGUCUUUGGCUAUCUUUAUGGCCCUUCUUAUUUGAAAAGAUCAACAAAACAAAGGUGAUUUUUUCUGGAGAAACUGUACCAGCAAGGGAACGUGUUUUACUUAUUGCCAACCACAGAACUGAGGUUGAUUGGAUGUAUCUGUGGAAUCUUGCGUUGCGGAAGGGGUGCUUGGGUUGCAUCAGAUAUGUCCUCAAGAGCAGUCUGAUGAAAUUACCUGUUUUCGGUUGGGGAUUUCAUAUAUUAGAGUUCAUCUCAGUGGAGAGGAAGUGGGAAAUUGAUGAACCAGUCAUGCGUCAAAUGCUUUCAACCUUUACCAGUCCUCAGGAUCCACUGUGGCUUGCUGUAUUCCCCGAAGGAACUGAUUUUACUGAAGAAAAGUGCAAAAGGAGUCAAAAGUUUGCAGUUGAGAAUGGAUUACCUGUACUGAAGAAUGUGCUGCUUCCUAAAACUAGGGGGUUUUAUGCUUGCCUGGAAAUUUUGAGAGGCUCUUUGGAUGCAGUUUAUGACAUGACUAUCGCAUACCAGUAUAGAUGUCCUUCUUUCUUGGACAAUGCUUGUGGUGUGGAUCCUGCAGAAGUUCACAUUCAUGUUCGACGCAUCCCUGUUGAUGAGAUCCCGGUAUCUGAAGGAGGGGCUUCUGCUUGGUUGAUUGACACAUUUCGGUACAAGGAUCAGUUGCUCUCAGAGUUCAAUGCUAAAGGUCAUUUCCCUAAUCAAGGUACAGAAGGAGAACUGUCAACAGUCAAAUGCUUGGUAAAUUUUGCAAUAGUAGUUACUUUGACCGGUGUAUUUACAGUUCUUACCUUUUUCUCUUUUUGGUUUAAGCUAUACUUAGCUUUAGCUUGUGCAUACCUUGCUUCUGCUACUUACUUUAAUAUCCGGCCAUUUCCGGUUUUAGAUUAUGUUAAGGCUAUGUUGUGCAAAAAGAAAAUUGCAUAGCAAAAGAGAAAGAGAAAAAAGUAAGCCAAGAAGGCUUGUUGGACAGAUUUUUGACAAUGAUGAAUUCUUGGUCGUGACCUAUAUUACUGCAUCUUUGAAUCUGCUCUUGUUGCAAUGAGUGCCUGUCAGGAACUUAAUGUUGCGUCUUAAUUUGUAACAGGCGCAGUUCGUUCAUCAAAAUAUUCCCUUAUCUUUGCUUUUUUUUUUUUGGUGUGUGUGUGUGUGUUUAGUAUCUCAUCACUACUUUAUUGGUAACCAACUGUUUCAUGAUAAUCACCACGGGCAUAGUCUGUGAGGGUGCCCAUUUGCUUCCCGACAGGCAGGUUGAGGGUUCAAGCCUCUUAAGAGGCCUCUGUAGAGGCAAGGCUCAUCUCUUACCAAGUCUUAAGAUUUGGGUUUGAUCCUUUGAACUACUUACUUAGCAACUCCCAUCCCCCUUCUUUUGAGUUUUGAGUAGGGUAGAUCCAUUGCUAUAUAUAGAAUUUUUAGGGAAAAAUUUAUCCACACGCCCUCUAGUUAGGUUUAAAUUUAAUGACACCUCUUUCCGAUUUUGAAAUUUCACUGCAAUCUUUUCUGGUUUAUACUUUCAAUCAAAGACACUUCCUUAACAGUGCCGGUGCAAAAAAGUAACGGUUUACCUUUAAAUUUUUUAAAAACAUCAAAACUACCCUUCCUCGGGUAAUGACAUAUUUAUCCUUCUCCCUUCUCGAAUAAUGUUCCAGGAAUCUCUUCUCACUCUUGUUUCAAGCCAUUCUUCUAGGUUGAGAGCUCCUGUGAAGGCGACGACGAUGAAGGCGAAAGAGAAGCUGUUCGGAGGUAAGCAUCUAAGUCUCUCUCUCUCUGGACCGAACGAAGAAGAGAUCUGGCUCACCAAGGGAUCCAGAUCUGCAUCUGCCAACCAUUCCCACCCCUUUUUCUAUCUCCAAACCCAUAUGCUUUCCUUCUUUCAGAGUACAACAUCUGUCUUUUUUUUCUUGGUGGUGGUUGUAGUUGGAUCAAAAUUCUAAUUUUUUGGGGUAAUUUUUGACUAUCAGGUGCUUGUUUAAUUAUAUUUGGUAUGAGAAUUAGGUCUCAUAGUUCUUCUGAUUGCAGGCAAUAGGGGUAAAAACGAAGAAGCCCUAAAGCAUGUUAAGGCCUUGAUUGAAUGGGGUCCUCACUUUGUUGGUUCUGAUACUCUUAAUCAUGUUGGUCUAUUGAUUAAAUUAGCUCACACUAACAUCUCUUAUAAUUUCAUUCACCAUAGCCAUGUA
Ilex paraguariensis (yerba mate) is the source of this 2543-nucleotide messenger RNA. NCBI's taxonomy places the organism in Eukaryota, Viridiplantae, Streptophyta, Magnoliopsida, Aquifoliales, Aquifoliaceae. The record is from the annotation of a GenBank genome assembly.